This is a messenger RNA of Malus domestica (apple), 666 nucleotides long. RefSeq lists its product as uncharacterized. The record is from RefSeq and is a predicted model, not a curated record. Lineage: Eukaryota; Viridiplantae; Streptophyta; Magnoliopsida; Rosales; Rosaceae.
AUGGCGUCUUCAAGCUCUUCUCCUAUGCAUCCUGAAGUUGUUGCUUCUAAUUUUACGCAUGUCAUUCCCAAUUUCACAACGAUGAACCCUAAUUCUUCGAUCUCUUCGAUUAUAGUUUCAAAUAUUAGUUGUAUGGUGCCUACGAAGCUCAACCAUGAUAAUUACCUCGUUUGGAAAGCUCUUUUUGCUCCAAUUUUUAGGCGACAUAAACUCACCGGAAUUGCUGAUAAAUCUGAGAUAUGUCCACCACCAUAUCUUCUUGAUCGAUCUAGUCAAAAUAUUGGAAUUCAUAAUCCUAGUUUUGAAGUUUGGUAUGAAAAGGAUCAGAAUAUCCGUAUUUGGCUCAACUCUACACUCUCUGAAGACAUCAUCCCCUUCACAGUCGGUGUCACCUCUUCUCGCAAGCUUUGGUUGAAUCUAGAGCAACAUUUUGGAGGUGUUUCUACAGCUCACAUCCAUCAACUCCGCUCUCGUCUUCAUUCUGUAAACAAAGGUGAUCUCGCCAUUUCUGAAUACCUGCAACGCAUCAAAGGCAUUUCUGAUGCUCUAAUGGCUGUCGGUGCUCUGGUCUCUGAUCAUGACCUCAUUGUUGUUACUCUUAGUGGCCUCCUUAAUGAGUACGAUUCUUUCAUUGACUCUAUUGUGCUUCAAAUUUCUUCUACCUGA